This is a messenger RNA of Didymodactylos carnosus, 320 nucleotides long. Lineage: Eukaryota; Metazoa; Rotifera; Eurotatoria; Philodinida; Philodinidae. The record is from the annotation of a GenBank genome assembly.
UUUGUGAUAAAAAUUUGACGUUGGAAAUGUGUUUGUCGACAAUAUCUCAAUUUUGUGAUAAAAUUCGUCAAGCUCAUCAACAAAAUUUAGAACAACGUAAACGAUUUGAACAAGAACAGAAACGUUUGAUUAUAACAAUACCAUCGAAAAAACGCGCUACUAAAUAUAAUCAAUCAGUUGAAAGUGCACUGGCCACUGAACUGCGGCUUCAUAUUAGUGGUGAAACGACUACAGAACGUUUAGUCGGUAUUUUUAGUAUAUAUUUUAGUAGUACUUCUGGAAUAGUUUGGGUGAGUAAAAAAUUACCACGAUACCAGUAG